Messenger RNA from Oryza sativa Japonica Group (Japanese rice), 2821 nucleotides. Its product is annotated as protein WEAK CHLOROPLAST MOVEMENT UNDER BLUE LIGHT 1. Gene Ontology annotation, biological process: chloroplast avoidance movement; chloroplast accumulation movement. Gene Ontology annotation, cellular component: cytosol. The record is from RefSeq and is a predicted model, not a curated record. NCBI's taxonomy places the organism in Eukaryota, Viridiplantae, Streptophyta, Magnoliopsida, Poales, Poaceae.
UUGCGUUCCUACCGUUCCCCCCCCCCCAAUCUCUUCUCGUAACUUUGAUCUCUCUUAUUGAUGAACUCUUGAAGGGAACGGAAAUCGAAAAUCCAAGAGGUGCCCCUUACUAAUUCUAUCCAUCAUAAUCAUUUGAAUAAUUAUUUGGUAUUCUCCUGCAUCCUAGGAGAUGGAGGGCUUGAAUAUUGAAGGGAUUCCCCAAGUGCCUAUUGAUCCAAACUCUGUUGAUGUAUUGUCAAGCUCAAAUAUUGAUCCAAACUCUGUUGAUAUAUUGUCAAGCUCAAAUAUUGAUCCAAACUCUGUUGACAUAUUGUCAAGCUCAAAUAUUGAUCCAAACUCCGUUAAUGUAUUGUCAAGCUCAAAUAUUGAUCCAAACUCUGUUGACAUAUUGUCAAGCUCAAAUAUUGAUCCAAACUCUAUUGAUGUAUUGUCAAGCUCAAAUGAAUCAAAGCCUACUAUUUCAUUUGAUUUGCCAUCAAGUUUCUCGGUUGGUCAUACUAGACAUUCAAGUGAAGAUUUAAGUUCCCUUACAAUUAAUAAUUUACGCAUAAAUCAUAGAGAGGACAAUUACCAAAGCCAGUUUGAAGAGAAGCGGAUACAUAGCCAUGGUCACACAAGACGUUUUAGUGAAGAUUUAAGUUCUUUGAAGAUUAAUGAUCUAUGUGCAAAUAAGGAAGAGGAGAAUUAUGACAACCAGCUUGAGAGGAAGGAAAUAUAUCGCCAUAACUCAGCUGGAAACAUUUUCAGGGCUGCAGAGAUUGCUGAACGCUUCAUUCAAACCAUUGAUAAGAGAGUCCUGGUCGACACAGCAGCACCAAUUGAAUCCGUUAAAGAUGCUGUUAGCAAAUUUGGAGGGAUACUUGAUUGGAAAGAGAGACGGAAACAUGUCCAAGUUGAGCUUGACAAGAUGCAGGAAGAUGCUCCUGAGUACAAGAGAAGAGUGGAAGUCACAGAAGUUGAGAAAAGCAAAGUUCUUGAGGAGCUAUAUUGUACUAGACGAACUAUAGAACGACUAAAAAUAGACCUAGACAAAUCCCAUACUGAGACAAUUCAAGCACAACAAGACUUAGAGCUUGCUGAGAUUCGGUUUGAAGAGAUGCAACAAGGCAUUGCCCGCAAAGAGAGAUCUAUAACAAAGGCAAAGAUUGAGGUUGCCAAUGAACGACGUGCAACGGCCUUAGAAGACUUGCAGUCAGUGAAGAUGGAGCUAGAUCAACUUCAAAAAGAAUACACAUCUCUAAUUUCUCAAAGGGAUAACACUGAAACAAAAGCACGUAAGGCCAUUGUUGCAUCACAAGAAAUUGAAAAGGUUGUUCAGGAUCUCACCAUUAAGGUUAUCACAAUGAAAGAUUUGAUAACCACCUCACAAGCUAACCAUGUUAUAGCUGAGGGGAAAAAAAUAAAUGCAGCUUUGGCUUAUCAACAGGACAUGGUGAAUUGGCAGAAUGAGCUAAAACAGAUUGAUGACGAGGUUCAAAAGCUCAAUGAUGACCUAUCACUCAAUAAAGACCUUGAGUCAAAGCUACAAACUGCUUCAAUGUGGCUGAUGAAUCUAAGGGACGAGUUUAAGGCUCACGUGGAUGGUACAUUGCCUAAAGUGCCAUCUGAGGCUAGAGAGGAAGAGCGGCCAAUGAUAAUUGUUUGUGCGAAGCUAGCACGAACUAGGAAGGAGCUUGAAAAUAUGAGGAUAGACAUUGAUAAGGCCAAGGAUGAUGUGAAGUCUUUGUGGAAUGCUGCUGCUACAUUACAAGCUAAUGUAGAGAUGGAGAAAACAAACAUUGCAUCAUUAAGGCAAAAAGAGAAUCUUGCAUUUGAAUCUGCUUUAGCUCUUCAAGAAGAAUUGAGCAAGAUUGCUUUUGAGCUCAGCAUGGUGGAAGAGAGAACAAAAGCAGCAAAAAUGCCUUUAGAACUACAGCAAGCAACUAAAAAGUUGGAACAUGCAAAGUUGAAUGCUGUAUUUGCUAGGAAUGAGAUGGAAAAAGCUAGAGAAGAGGCAGAUCAAGCCCAGGCAGAGGUAAAUGUUGUUCAAUUGAGAAUAGAAGCAACAUUGAGGGAGAUACUUGCAGUUAAUGCAUCAAGAGAAAUUGCAGUGGCAUCAGCAAAUGCACUACAAGACUAUAAACAGGAAAUAGAACUAGAACCACUAGCUAAUCGAAAAAACAACAAUGUCACAUUGUCACUUGAAGAGUACAAUGUAUUGUGCAAGAAAGUGCAAGAUGCCGAGGACUCUGCUAAGAAGCAAGUUAUUAGAGCUAUAGAGAAGAUCAAGAAAGCAAAGGAUGCAGAGGUGAGGAGUUUGGAUAGGUUAGAUCAACUGAUCAAGCAAAUUGAUGAUAGGAGGGUUGCACUGAGAGAGGCUCAUGAGAAAGCCAAUGUAGCAUGUGAUGGAAAAUUAGCAAUGGAGAAUGAACUAAGAAAAAGGAGAGCCCAUCAUGAGAAACAACGAAAUACUGGUGAGGUAUCUCUUCCUAUUGCUCAAAUCUCCAAUGUAAAGAACACAUCAACCUCUUUUGACGCAGUAGGAUCAUCUAACUCCAAUCCUUAUAAGUAUCGAAUGUUGCUACCUAGAGCUGACACUAUAGCAACUACAAUAGCUGAGUCAAGGCCACGGAAGUCUUUCUUCCCACGGUCCUUAGUGGCAAUGUUCAUGUUUAGGAGAAAGACACAUUUGAAGUGAUAACUCUUCUCCUUGCUAGCUUGCCUAUUUAUUUUUGUUUGUUUUUGUACAUGUACCUUCAAAGUGUCGACGUUUAGGGUGGGUUGUAAUUACUUAUCGAAAAUAUAUAAAAUUAAGCCAGAGGUAUUUGUUGUUCUUGUACCA